UCUCCCCUCCACAGAAUUCUGGCCUGUGGUCGUGCAGUCCAGGGGGCUGGAUGGCAUGCUGGACCCAAGCUCAGUUCAGUGUCUGGGCCCAAUAACGGCUUUUCCAAGGGAGCAGCUUUCUGUCCUGGCCACAUUGAGGUGCAUAGCGUAAUGUCCAUGUUGUUCUACACUCUGAUCACAGCUUUACUGAUCGGCAUCCAGGCAGAACCCCACACAGACAGCAAUGUCCCAGCAGCACACGGCACACCCCAGGCCCACUGGACUAAACUGCAGCAUUCCCUGGACACAGCCCUCCGCAGAGCCCGCGCAGCCCCUGCCGUGGCAAUAGCUGCCCGCGUGGCAGGGCAGACCCGCAACAUCACUGUGGAUCCCAGACUCUUUAAGAAACGGCGCCUACGUUCCCCUCGCGUGCUGUUCAGCACCCAGCCCCCACUGGUGGCCGUGGACAUUGAGGAGGUGGACCUGGAGGCUGACACGGAAUCCCUCUCCAACAGGACUCAAAGGAGGAAGCGCUCGCCCAGCCACCCCGUCUUCCACAUGGGCGAGUUCUCGGUGUGUGACAGUGUCAGCGUGUGGGUGGGGGAUAAGACCACGGCCACGGACAUCAAGGGCAAGGAGGUUAAGGUGCUAGGUGAGGUGAACAUCAACAACAGUGUGUUCAAACAGUACUUUUUUGAGACCAAGUGCCGAGACCCCAAUCCCGUGGAUAGCGGUUGCCGCGGCAUCGACUCCAAGCACUGGAACUCAUACUGCACCACAACUCACACGUUCGUCAAAGCGCUGACCACGGACGAUAAGCAGGCGGCCUGGCGUUUCAUCCGCAUAGACACGGCUUGCGUGUGCGUGCUCAGCAGGAAAGCUUCGCGAAGGGGUUGA
Ochotona curzoniae (black-lipped pika) is the source of this 876-nucleotide messenger RNA. RefSeq names its product nerve growth factor (gene NGF). NCBI's taxonomy places the organism in Eukaryota, Metazoa, Chordata, Mammalia, Lagomorpha, Ochotonidae. The coding region runs from base 151 to 876 and encodes 241 amino acids. Gene Ontology annotation, biological process: neuron projection morphogenesis; positive regulation of peptidyl-serine phosphorylation; regulation of neuron differentiation. The record is from RefSeq and is a predicted model, not a curated record. Gene Ontology annotation, molecular function: growth factor activity; nerve growth factor receptor binding. The transcript is spliced from 2 exons.